CGCGUACAGCCCGGGCAUCCAGGGACUUCAUGAGGAGAUAAUCGACUUUUAUAACUUCAUGUCCCCUUGUCCUGAAGAAGCAGCCAUGAGAAGGGAGGUGGUGAAACGGAUCGAAACUGUGGUGAAAGACCUCUGGCCCACAGCUGAUGUGCAGAUAUUUGGCAGCUUUAGUACAGGCCUCUAUCUUCCAACAAGUGACAUAGACCUGGUUGUCUUUGGAAAGUGGGAACGCCCUCCAUUACAGUUGUUGGAACAAGCCCUCCGGAAGCACAACGUGGCUGAGCCGUGCUCCAUCAAAGUUCUUGACAAAGCUACAGUGCCCAUCAUAAAGCUCACAGAUCAGGAGACUGAAGUUAAAGUCGACAUCAGCUUUAACAUGGAGACUGGCGUGCGGGCGGCAGAGUUCAUCAAGAAUUACAUGAAGAAGUACUCGCUACUGCCAUACUUGAUUUUAGUUUUGAAACAGUUCCUGCUACAGAGGGACCUGAAUGAAGUCUUCACGGGCGGGAUCAGCUCCUACAGCCUCAGCUUAAUGGCCAUCAGCUUUCUGCAGUUACAUCCAAGAAUCGAUGCCCGGAGAGCUGAUGAAAACCUGGGAAUGCUUCUUGUAGAAUUUUUUGAACUUUAUGGAAGAAAUUUUAAUUACUUAAAAACUGGUAUUAGAAUAAAAGAAGGAGGUGCCUAUAUUGCCAAAGAAGAAAUCAUGAAAGCCAUGACCAGUGGGUACGGACCAUCAAUGCUGUGCAUUGAGGACCCCUUACUGCCUGGAAACGAUGUUGGGCGGAGUUCCUAUGGGGCCAUGCAGGUGAAGCAAGUGUUUGACUACGCUCACAUUGUGCUCAGCCACGCUGUGUGAGCCACGCUCGCCAGGUCUUACCCCAACAGGGAUUCUGAAAGUACUUUAGGAAGAAUCAUCAAAGUCACCCAGGAAGUGAUCGACUACCGGAGGUGGAUCAAAGAAAAGUGGGGUAGCAGAAUCCUCCCGUCUCCAGACCUUGACAACAGGAUUAAGAUAAAGGAGAGAAUUACCACGUGCAAUGGGGAGCAGAUGCAGAGUCGGGAGCCCAGCUCCCCUUACACCCAGCGCCUGACUCUGUCCCUGUCCAGUCCCCAGCUGCUGUCUUCAGGCUCUUCUGCUUCUUCCGUGUCCUCACUUUCUGGAAGUGACAUUGACUCCGACACACCGCCCUGCACCACACCCAGUGUUAAUCAGUUCAGCCUGCAAGCACCCACUACCCUGAUGGCCAGCCUGCCCAAAGCCUUGCCAAUGCCCAGCAGCAAACCCCAGCCUGCUGCUUCCAGAACGUUGAUCAUGACAACAAGCAACCAGACCAGGGUUACUAUCCCUCCACCAACCCUUGGAGUCGCCCCUGUGCCUUGCAGACAGGCUGGUGUGGACGGAACCACAUCUUUGAAGGCUGUUCACAGUGUAACUUCCCCAGCCAUUCCCUCGGCAUCCCCCAACCCACUGUCUAGUCCUCAUCUGUAUCACAAGCAGCACAAUGGCAUGAAACUUUCCAUGAAAGGCUCCCACAACCACACUCAGGGUGGCGGCUACAGCUCUGUGGGCAGUGGAGCUGUGAGGCCUCCUGUAGGCAACCGAGGACAUCAUCAGUACAACCGCACCGGCUGGAGGAGAAAAAAGCACGCACACACAAGGGACAGCCUGCCCGUGAGUCUCAGCAGAUAA
Messenger RNA from Mus caroli (Ryukyu mouse), 1690 nucleotides. The record is from RefSeq and is a predicted model, not a curated record. NCBI's taxonomy places the organism in Eukaryota, Metazoa, Chordata, Mammalia, Rodentia, Muridae.